Harpegnathos saltator (Jerdon's jumping ant) is the source of this 3699-nucleotide messenger RNA. RefSeq names its product nuclear pore complex protein Nup133 (gene Nup133). The record is from RefSeq and is a predicted model, not a curated record. NCBI's taxonomy places the organism in Eukaryota, Metazoa, Arthropoda, Insecta, Hymenoptera, Formicidae. Gene Ontology annotation, cellular component: nuclear pore outer ring. Gene Ontology annotation, biological process: transcription-dependent tethering of RNA polymerase II gene DNA at nuclear periphery; poly(A)+ mRNA export from nucleus; protein import into nucleus. Gene Ontology annotation, molecular function: structural constituent of nuclear pore; protein binding. The transcript is spliced from 19 exons. Bases 183 to 3620 code for a protein of 1145 amino acids.
UAGCGGAAAGUCUGAAACUAAUUAAAGUAAGGCCGCCGGUAUUUUACUGUACUAACCUAAUCUUACAAAAUAUCGGGCAGUUCAAAUUGAGCUAAAGAGUGAAACUUAAAAAAGGUUAAAGAGCUAAAAAGUAACAUAAAUAUAAGACUUGUUGGAAUAGUUUGUAACUCAAAUAUAAAAGCAUGGAUCGCACAAGCUUGGGCGGAUCGUUAGGACGUUCGAUAGCUUCUCCUAGAAAACGAAUAUCAAUAGUUCAAUCACUGAAGAAGAGUAGUUCUGCAGCAAGUGUUUCAGGUCGCACAAAUCAAUCUGUACAAACAAUAUGCAGAACACCUAGUCAUACUGUUGAAAGCUUCGGAUCUUCAUUGCCAGUUUUAGUUACUGAAGCAUUAACAUUUGUGGAUCGGAAUACAGCUGUUAGCGUUAAUGUAUCUACAGAUGGUUGGGCUUGGCUUGUUUAUGGCCGCAAAUUGCUUGUGUGGCAAUGUAAAACUACUAUUCAUGAUCCUAAACAAAGAAGAACCUUCAAAACCCAGUGUCGUGAGUUGCUACUACCUCAAAGUGACUUAGCUCACAAAGCAGACUGUAUAGCAGUCUGGAUACCUCCUGGUCAUCAGGUUCCUAGUUGCAUGGCAGUAUCACCAGAAGGAAUAGUACGUUUCUGGGCAAGUGUAGCACAUGAGGGAUCUUCUGUAGAAACCAGUGCAGAGCUUGCAGGACAAGAAGUUGAUUGUCUUAUGUAUGUAUCAGGCCAUGGGUGCAUUCUGGCCACAACUACAUGUACAGUAGCACUUUUGCAACCACAAUUUAACAAUGGGAAAAACACUGUCACAUGUCAAGUACUUCGAACAAGCCAAGGAUGGCUUGGUGGCAUUGGUCGUAGAAUGACCUCCUUGAUUUUUGGGGCAAUACCACAAUCACCUGUUGCAGAGACGAAAUUAGUGAAAGUUACAUGCACACCACUGAGUGAAAGAGGCUCGAGAGUUCUCAUUCUUGCUGGAUCUUCUUUGCAAUAUUGGCUUUUCUCUCACAAUGAACAAGAAAAGAUGGAAUUUGAUGAAGAUAUUACUCAUAUUGUUUCACAAGCAUUCCAGAGAAAACUUUGGGAAUCAAGUCCUUGUAAUCCUCAAAGAAUAAAUACAUGGUUUAUCGAUAUGCAAACGUGCGACGAAGGGAUAGUCCUUUUAAUGGCAGCUUAUUAUGCCGAGAUAUCUCUUCAAAUACAUUUUGCACUUGGAUUGAUACCUUUAACGGGCACAAGUUUGUCAAAUACGUUUAAAUGGUUCGUAAAAGUUCAAAUUGACCCAUUGUUCUAUGAUGAUGAUAUGGAGAUGAUAGAAUCAACGUUAAGUUCUUAUCGUUUCAUAUUGUCUGGCUGGGAGGCGAUUAUAUAUAAUCAAUAUAAUGUGCUUGUAGUUAACACUGCAUCUGAAAUCGAUCAAGAUAAAAUCGAUCUGGUAAGAGGUGGUGAAGACAGUAUACUUGGUGGUGCUUUGUGUUCAGGAACUCCAGUAUUAUUUACAAAAAGUGUUGGCUUAGUGUCUAUUACGCCAGUAGACUUUGCGACCCAAGAUUUCAAUACAGGAUACGCGGAGGCUAAUAUGAGUAUGGAUUAUAGCUAUAAAACGAAUCAAACAGCGCAGAAUUUUUCUACUCUGAUAAGUAAUGAAGAACUUCAGGAUAUGUAUUAUAGUUCCGACGGAGCUACGCAAUUGCGUACCGCAUUUCUUCUAAGUUUACGACAAAAUAAGGCACAAUGCGACGACAUUCUUUCCCAACUGUUUCCUCUACAAGAGGAUCCAGUAAUGGAUAUCGACGCUACUCUCGAUACACUCAUCCUGAAAGUUGCAAAGGAUUUGAUUGAUGAUUAUCCAGCAAAUGAUCCAAGAUGGGCUAAUCACAGGGAUCUAUCAAUAACGGUAAACGCAGUCACCUCUAUGCAAAUACCUCAUCAACUGGAAGGAAAACAAAAAGCUUUAGAUCUCUUUGUACAAUUCUUGAAGGAACAUAAUUUGUGGAGUAAAUUUUGUGCAGUUACGUACAGAGGUACUAUCAUGUCUACGUCUCAUGUACUCGGUGAAUAUGCAGAGAAGAUAGUUGCAGCAAUGACUAUAUAUAAUCUUCAAACUAGGUGUGAUUCUGAUAUUAUAUACUCAGAGAUUAUAGAUGCAGUAAUAGAUGAAACGUUGCAGCCAGAAGCCUAUAUAUCUGAUGAACUUACAGCACGUGAUAUAUUCUUCCGCGAAGUAAGCACGGUGCACUUAUUCUUGCCAACUUUAAUAAAUAAAGCGAGUGAAGUUACACAAUCUGAAAGACCUUUGCAACAAGUUGGACAGUAUAUUAUGCAAGUUAACGGUAUAUUAUUGGCUGUAUUACAUGAAGUAGUGAAAUAUCGUCAAUAUAACGCUGAACGCUUUGUUCCUGCAAAAUGUUCAAAUGUAAUAACAGAAUAUCUCCCUUGGACAGCAUCCCCAGGUAAACACGGCUUGAGGAAUUGUCUUAACACGAUGCAAAGUAUUACUACUAAGCACGGUGUAACAGGGACCAGUGACUCCACUGUUAGAAAUGAAUUGUAUGCACAAUUAGUUAUUCUUAUUGAUUUGAUAUUGGAUGGAAGGAAAUGCCACUUGGAGAGCAUCCGUGGCACAGAGAAAUUUGAAAUUCUUUUAAAGCAAUACGAGACAGAUCGUGCUAAUUUAAUUCAGCCAUUAAUAAAGGAAGAGCAGUAUGAUAAUGCUGCAAUGCUUGCUGAAAAGUAUUGUGACUUCCCAUCGCUUGUGCAAAUCUGCGAAUUGACUAACAAUAAAAAUCGGCUUGAUGGGUAUAUAGUAAAGUUUGCAGCGCAAGAUUUUGUUGGCUUUUUGUUUUCUUGGUACGUUAAAGACGGACGUCAAGGACAGUUGGUGGAAAGAUGCAGACGUGGUGGUACUGUAGAAUUAACGGAGAAGUUGUUGGAACACCCCACUCUGUCCUGGGUACAAGCGGCUUUAACUGAUGAAUUGCGUCUUGCUGCGAAUACCCUUCACACCUUGGCUGCUCAAGAAGCUGAGCUGGUUACUCGUAAAAAGUCCAUGCUUUCGUUAGCCAAAUUGGCUUUACUUGCUUCAGACGAAUCGGAAGAUAAAAUAGUAGAUAACACGAAAAUGAUCGACAAUGAAUUAGCCCUUAUAGCUUAUCAGGAAGAUUUACCUACUCAAGUUCUCACAACGUAUGGCUAUGACAUUGAGAAAUUACGAGUGCUUACACCAAGAGAAUUAAUUAUGUUAUACACUUCAAAUGAAAACGUCAUAGCCAAUGAAUACGAUUUCAAGAAGGCUCUCGAUUUACUCGAUUACGUGGAACAAGAGGAGGAUAAAUUAUCUUUGAAACUACAAAUUUGGGCACGUGCGGCUCGGCGGAAUCAAUGGAAUACCGUAGACAAGAAUCCUGAGCAACAAGUUCAAGAGACAUUGUUUUUCAAAUUAAUGGAUCUUGUAUACUUUAUGGGUGGCAAAGUGGAAGAAUUUCUACCUUCAGUUGAUGUGCUUCUCAAAGAAUCAGAACUUGAAGAACUUGCUACAUCGAGUAACUUCCAAUUUCUUAUCAAAUUAAUUUAUGAAUACGCUUAUCGAAACUAUUAACGUGGAAAAUACCUGUAAGUACAACUACAGUUUGUAUUUUUGUACACAAUAAAAUAACGAUUUAUUGUUACAAACCUAA